This is a messenger RNA of [Torrubiella] hemipterigena, 2826 nucleotides long. NCBI's taxonomy places the organism in Eukaryota, Fungi, Ascomycota, Sordariomycetes, Hypocreales, Clavicipitaceae. The record is from the annotation of a GenBank genome assembly.
AGAAACACCAAUUUCUUCAGGCCACGCUCACCACCAAUGCUUAACACCGUCAUUCAACACGUAACACGUGACAGCAAACGCCCAGCAACCCCGCGAUGGAGGGGAACUCUACCAGUUUAAUAUCAAAACCAAACAUAUCAAAACACUACAAAUCGCCGUAUCCUCAUUACAACUGGCAUCAUACUCAUCAAGCGACAUGAUAGCUCCGUUCGCCAAUAUAUAUAACCUCCGCAAGGUGGCAGAAGCAUCAGCAAAGGCCUGCGAUACAUGUUACAAGCCAACGACCUCUGUGUUAAUCACACCAGACAAAAAGGACUUCUUUUACAUAUGUGAUGCUCAUCUCAAGGACAAGUACUUUUGCAAUCCCAAGAUUGACGAAGAGGCCGUCAAAGCAAAGCGUGAGAAGAAGCUCGCCGAAGCAACGGAAAAAGUGAAGAAGGAGUACGAGGAGAAGAUGAAGAAGAAGAAGGAAAAGGAAGAAAAGAAGAAGAAAGAAGAGAAAGAGGGUGAUAAAGAUAAGGACAAGGAGAAGGACGCAAAGGAUACAACGAAGAGCGAUGAUAAGAACGCCAAGGAGAGCGAAUCGGAAUCGGAACCAGAAGAAGCCCCCAGAGUCUUUGAGCUUAAAACCACCUUUUACCAGCAGCGACUCCUGCGCAAGCGCCAGUUGGAAGCAGCCAGACGAGACCGCGAGAGAGUAUCCCAGCCCGGCUACUUUCCCUCCGUGCCUUCGGCGCCGCCCUCAAAGUAGAGGACCUCCGGAGACCAUGCUAUGCCGGCAUUUCCUACAUUGAAUAUCUCCGAGCCACGCCUCUUCUUGAUACACUACAGCUCUCCAUCUACAAGACAUGCGUGUGGCGAAAAAGCCACCGUAUACUCCCUAUUUACAGUCCCCAUGACGGCGCCAAGCAGGGCAAACAAGUCUCCUCUGGGAAUCCACGAUGCUCACUAGCAGAGUGAUCACCAGGGCUUCCUUGACGUCAAGCAACAGCAGCAUGAUCUCAUGGGCAGGUUAGACCACGCGACACAACCGUCUCGGGCCCGAACACAACGACGAACCGUCUGAUGAACCCUGCAUGUUUCAGGGUGUAACAAGACCAUCGCUGAGAAAGCACCCGCAAGGGAGGGGCGUUUGCAAGUCGUGCAGCGAUGGGUGAUCUGAGCUUACAUGGAUAUAUCGGGUUACAGAGCAAGGGAAGCUUUAGGCAUCCGUUAUUUGCAAUGCUUACCUUGCCCGCGGCGGCCGAUAGUAUUGCUUCCAAAGUGGUUUGCAUUUGCAUUGGCGUUUUGCAGGUGGGGAACCGUAAGCGGGCGCUUACAUUCGUGUUUUUCUCUUGGGGCUACUACUACUCCUUGGCAAAAGAAGGAAAAUUUUCCUUCUGGGCCUCUUUCUUUCCGGUGGUAGCCACAGUAAUCCUUGGAGACUCAGGGCCAGACGGAAUUAUUCAAGCAAACGACAAGGCCGAGCUUUGGCCACGGGGAUUAGAUGGGCGUGUUGUUAAACAAAGAAUGUGGAUAUAUAUCCGUGGCGGAGAGCACGCGCCGCCCGCCUCUCUCCCUGUAGGGCUUAAAUCAUGCCUUGCUAUUAUUCUCCUCGCUUCGAUACGCUUAUGGAGCUUGGCUCCUCGGGCCUCGUGCUAAACUUUAAUGCGUCCGACGGCUCUUAUGCGACGGUGAUCCACGGAUCGGGCAGGCAAGCCUGGUGGAGAGUGUGUCAUGCCAUUGAGGCGCCCAGGGAGCUGCGGCUCAACUGAACCAUUUUCAAGCCAUGCACCGCUCACAAGACGCACCAUAAUUAGAAACCUACCGGUGUGGCUGCCUGGCGCCAUGGUUCUGGCUUGACGCGGCGCUCCAAGGAUGAAGGGUACAAUGUGAAGCGAGUGCGAGCCUUGACGUGCAGCAGGCAUCGCCACGGAGGAUGCCUCGAUUGAGUUAAUCCCCUAAUGUCGUCAGUCAGCUCGAGGCACCACUCGCAUACUUUUACAGAGGUUCCGGUGACUUUGUGUCUAGGCGUCGAGCGUCCAUGGUAGCAUAACGCCUCUCAGCCGCAUGGUCAAACGAACGUAGUGAGUGAUGUGGUGUAUAUCUGAUUGCAUCUUUGUCACAAUUCACGGCAAGCUCUGGUGAUGGUGAAAACAGCCUGGCCGAAGCCUACUUUUCUGCCACAUCCAUUCUCAUUCUUCAAAGAAAAAUAGGUGCAAUCCCGCGGUUUCAUCUGCCGCCUCGCUGGGAAAAUGUCUCCGAGCCUGCCCCGACAGCCGGCCACUUACACUGACCCUUUCACAAACUUCCGUGUAUUUGCAUGCAGGAUGAAAUGACGCGGCUCUCGGUUUUCGAGUCGCAGAGCAGCUGCAUUAGGAACUGCCGGCAGCUGGUGCACAAAGAGCUGCGUCUACGGGUACCUUUGCCAGCGCACUAGAACCCCUUGCUUGGUGAAAGAUACAAGGCUCAUCGUGGCGCUCUCAGAGUCAUGGCGGGGGAAAGAAAGGAGCAACAGGGGAUGAUGAUGCUCCUUGUUUAGUACUGAAUAUAUCCCACAAUGUAGCAUACAGGCAAGUAGCUGCUAGUUGUGACUUUGAUGAGCGGCCCAGACAGGAUCGUCAGCCGCCACCGGUUCGUCCUGAAUACGAACAGUUGUAGAGAAGAUGUGGUCCCAACAGAUGUGCUUGUCUGACAAAGUACCUGUAUACUCACCAUCCUAUGCAAUGGCGGGUUGAACAUAGAGCUGCUGCUGGUAGUAUAUACCUUAGGUAGUAACACGGCGCAACUCCGCGCGCUAUUACCUGUUUAGAUGAACAUAUGCCUGUCAUGUUGACCUUCCCAAAC